AAGAGAUCUUGUCGGCAUGUAUGGUAAUUUUUAAGAUUUAAUGAGUCUUUUCUGCGAGCCUACUGUAUCCUGGCAACGUGACUCGUAAAUAUUUGGAGGGAGGUUAGGAACCGUCAAAUAUAGUGAAAAGACGAUGACGACGAUACUUCCCCAAAAGCCCCAGGGCACGUACACGUUCGCCAGUCAGCCUCGUGCAGUCCAACAGAGGAAAAAGUACAGAGAUGCCAAUCCCAUUGAACAAAACCAAGGCCCUCCACAGUAUGGAAACAUUAUGUACGACAGGCGUAUUGUGCGAGGAAAUACAUAUGCCCAACACACUCUCCCUGCACAUGCACAACCAGAUCCUAUUGAAAUACAAAGACAACAGGAAAAUCGUCGUCGUGCAAUAGCAAGAAAAAGAGCAAAGGAGCAGCUCCGCCCUCGUUCCCCUGAUCCCGUAGAGGGGCGUAAACACAUUGAUGUACAAACAGAGUUAUAUUUAGAAGAACUGAGUGAUCGUGUUGAAGAGGCCGAUGUUGAGGUGCAGACUGAUGCCUUCUUAGAUAGACCCCCCUCACCCAUGUAUGUUCCAGCCAAAACAGGCGUGGAUAUAACCACACAGAUCUUAGAGGGAGAUCUUUUCGAUUUCGAUAUUGAGGUGAAACCUAUUUUAGAAGUGUUGGUUGGUAAGACAGUAGAACAGGCCUUACUGGAAGUGAUGGAGGAGGAAGAGUUAGCCAAUCUCCGAUCACAACAGCGUGCCUUUGAGGAGCUGAGAAACGCCGAGCUUGUCGAACAACAGCGACUGGAGGAGCAGGAGAGGAGGCAUCGGGAGGAGAAGGAGAGGAGAAUGAAACAACAACGAGAAAUUGUGAAAAAAGAGAAAGAGACGUCAGACAAAAUCGCUGCCAGAGCCUUUGCUCAGAGUUACCUCGCAGAUCUCGUUCCUACAGUGUUUGGCACAUUAUCAGACAAUGGAUACUUCUACGAUCCAGUGGAAAGAGAUAUUGAGCAGGGUUUCAUGCCUUGGUUGAUCGACCAGGUACAAGUACAGUUACAGAAAUCUCAGUUAGGUCGCCUGGUGCUGGAUGGACUAAUCAGGGAUGUCAUGAACCAGAGGAUAGAUGCCUACAACAAGGACACAAAGCCCGGGGGUGGGGCCACUAGUGACGGUAAAUCUGACGGCUCCAAUAACGCGGUACCCUCACAGGCACCGGCCGCUGCCACCACGUCAGAGGGUGAAAAGAAAGAGGAAACUCAGGAACCGGAGAAGAAAGAGGAGCCAUCAGGAAACACGGAGGGUGGGGAGGAGACGGGGGGUGGGGAUGAGUAGAACUCUUCAGGGGGAGCAGUCAUUAUCUCGAAAAACAGGACCACCAAAAUAAUAGCUGGGAGGGAGCCACUACACAAACUUUAUCAAAAUUACUCACAGUGUGCUAAAGGAGAGAAGUGAUAUUACACAUUGUCGGCAGAAUGUUACUAAAAAAAUUGAAACAGACUCAAAAUACUGUAUUGUUUAUCUUUGAAAUAAUGGUUGCUCCAUUUAUUUAAAAUAUCUGGAUCUUAUGCCCUCUAGUUCAUAUUGUCUGUGAUCAAAAUGUAUAUAUUUAAGUAUACUAGUUAUUAAUUUGGCUAAAUAGAACUGCUCAACAGGAACAACAAUGUGGAAAGUAAUUUUAAAUAAUCAUUUGGAUUUUUUGUUCUGGGAUGAAAAUUAAUUUGAAGGAUAUUUUUAUUAUUUUUCACACAGUUUGUGUCCUGCUGUGUGUCCUCUAUUUAUGAUUUUGUUUUAUUAAACAUGUUUUCCUGAGUAAACAAAUUUAAUAUAUAUGAGAUAUUUAGCUAAGUUUUGCCAUUAAUGAGAAAAAGGUUUUUUAUGAAUCUAUUAA
Molecule: messenger RNA, 1868 nt
Organism: Saccostrea cuccullata (small rock oyster)
Lineage: Eukaryota; Metazoa; Mollusca; Bivalvia; Ostreida; Ostreidae
Product: radial spoke head protein 3 homolog B-like
Exons: 8
Coding region: 134-1312 (392 amino acids)
Cellular component (GO): cilium
Source: RefSeq, a predicted model, not a curated record